Messenger RNA from Saccoglossus kowalevskii, 1003 nucleotides. RefSeq lists its product as uncharacterized. Gene Ontology annotation, biological process: regulation of transcription by RNA polymerase II. Lineage: Eukaryota; Metazoa; Hemichordata; Enteropneusta; Harrimaniidae. The record is from RefSeq and is a predicted model, not a curated record. Gene Ontology annotation, molecular function: RNA polymerase II cis-regulatory region sequence-specific DNA binding; DNA-binding transcription factor activity.
AUUGGACGCGUAGGUUUCGUAAAACAAGAGUAAUGUUUGCGUUGUAAGCAGGAGAUUUCUUUGGUCAGUGACUGUAUUGGUAAUGCUUUUAAAGGUCAACAACUUAGCGAUAACUGCACAGCAUGGCAACAGACUUACAGUCCCUGUACACACAUGUGGUGACACCGACAGGGGAGAAACUUUUCAACUGCGUACAGUGUGGACGUAAAUUCGUCAAGUAUCAUUACUUUGUUUGCCACGUAGAAACGCACGCCAAGGAGAAAACCCACCAGUGUAAAAUAUGUGACGAAAGGUUUGCACAUAAGUAUCUUCUAGAGCACCAUCUGAGAGCUCAUGCAGGAGAUAAAGCGAAAAAGAGUCGGUGCUUGCUGUGUGCGAAGAGAUUCACCGACAAGUGGUCAUUAGAGAGACACUUAAGAACUCAUACUGGUGAAAAACCAUUCCAAUGUAAAGAAUGCGGGAAAAAGUUUUCAUGCAACUCCUCACUCGUUUCUCAUAUCAGAAUACAUGGAGGAGAAAGACCUUACCGGUGUGAUGAGUGCGGGACGUCGUUCGCGUUAAAGGGAUACCUAGACAAACAUUUGAAAACGCACUUAGACGUGAAACUCUUCAUAUGUGAAUUAUGUGGAAAUAGAUUCGUUCAGCAAGCGUACUUGCAUACACAUAUGAAAGUCCACUCAGAAAUGAAAUAUCAAUGCGAACAGUGUGAUAGGAAGUUUUCCCGAAAAGAUACGUUGUUUCAACAUAUCAAAUUGCAUACCGGUGAAAGACAAUUUAAAUGCAUACAUUGUGACCGUGAUUAUGUACGGCAGAGGGAUUUGGACUGGCAUGUCAAAAGAAAACAUGAUAAUUCAGCAUCAGCCAUUGAAACGACUACACUACCUCAUUCACUGCCUGAAAAUUAGGGCUGGUAACCUAUUACGUAUGGAAAAGAUAAUUGAUUUUUGAAAAAUUGCUAGUGAACAUAAUUGGAGGAAAGACUAUAAAUAAAUAGAUGAAUGAA